CAUCUAUCUUGCUCGUUGCUCUACCGAAAAAAAGGUCAGCCGUGUCCCAUAAAUCGCCGGUACAUCUUAGUAGGAGGUACGUGUGCUGGGAGAGGGUAAUAUAGGACAAUCUUCACACAUUCAUCUGCAUCAUUUCAUUGCCAUCAUGUCGGCCUCUCUUGCUCCAGAAUGCAAUAAUAUCAAGGAAAAGUAUGAUGCUUGCUUCUUGAAGUGGUACAGUGAGAAGUAUCUCCGUGGCAAGACUGCUUCAGAUGACUGCGAAAAGCUCUUCAGCGAGUACAAGAAAUGCCUGACGGGUGCUCUUAAAGAGCGAGGCAUCGACAGCAUGCUGGACGAGGCACGAGGGCUCGGACUCGAGAGCGAUGCCGAGCACCUGAAGCGAUAGCAGUCGUGCCUCGUUUCAAUCUGUUUCUCCCUCGACUGGUGCCCCUAGCUACCAACCAUGUAUGAUAAUGUAAACAAGAGCAGCGCGUUUUGCAGAAACAAAUGGAUCUCCACU
This is a messenger RNA of Paecilomyces variotii, 499 nucleotides long. Its product is annotated as mitochondrial distribution/morphology family 35/apoptosis. NCBI's taxonomy places the organism in Eukaryota, Fungi, Ascomycota, Eurotiomycetes, Eurotiales, Thermoascaceae. The coding region runs from base 146 to 385 and encodes 79 amino acids. The transcript has 4 exons. The record is from RefSeq and is a predicted model, not a curated record.